Messenger RNA from Encephalitozoon cuniculi GB-M1, 651 nucleotides. RefSeq lists its product as uncharacterized. The coding region runs from base 1 to 651 and encodes 216 amino acids. NCBI's taxonomy places the organism in Eukaryota, Fungi, Microsporidia, Unikaryonidae. Gene Ontology annotation, biological process: regulation of DNA-templated transcription. Gene Ontology annotation, molecular function: DNA-binding transcription factor activity. The transcript has a single exon. The record is from RefSeq and is marked provisional.
AUGGAAAACAGAAAGGAGAAUUUUAAUUAUGCCAAUGAACGGAUCCAGAACGCCUAUGCGGAGUAUAUCAAUAGAACCAUGCACGGUAGAUAUCCACCAAACAUUCAUCCAUGUUACUUUGCUGACCCGAACCUUCUGAUGAAUAAAACACAAAUUCAUCCAGGAAACUACAGAUACUUCAGUAAGGAAGAAUGCCAGCCCUUCCACCAAACAGGCAUUUAUGGAUACUCUCCUGAGCAAGUCGAUCAAGAAAGAAUAAAAAGUAUCUGGAAGAAGGAAAGAAAUCGCAUUGCCGCCAAAAAGAGCAGAGAAAAGAGAAUGACUCGUCUAAAGGAGCUUGAGGGAAAGGAGCAUGCAAUGAUAUGCGAAAUAUCAGAGCUAAAGGAAGCCAUAUAUGACUACGAUAGCAUCCUGGAGAUUCUUCUUCGACACGUGCAAGGCCAUCUGAAUCGAAAAGAAGAGAUGGACAAAAGCUUUGUUCUUUUGCUUGAUCAUCUCAGCCGUCUCAAAAAGCCUGGUACGCUGAGGCCUAUUUAUCUUCGCGACGUUGGGCAUUUGUUAUCGAAGAGACUAAGUGUAACCAAUGAAGAGAUUGACAGAAUAGCUGAGGCGAUACAUAAUUCCCUUGGCAAGCUUCUUGAGAAAGAUUAA